Molecule: messenger RNA, 1497 nt
Organism: Bathycoccus prasinos
Lineage: Eukaryota; Viridiplantae; Chlorophyta; Mamiellophyceae; Mamiellales; Bathycoccaceae
Exons: 1
Coding region: 1-1497 (498 amino acids)
Biological process (GO): regulation of DNA-templated transcription
Cellular component (GO): chloroplast nucleoid
Source: RefSeq, a predicted model, not a curated record
AUGAGCUCCGCUGCUCACGCGUGCGCUGCUGCUCGGGGGUUUUCGAUGGUGGUGUCGUUGAAGGGUGGUGGUAGUGCUGGUGGUGGUACUCGCGGGGGCAAACGCAGGAGCGGAUGUCAAAAUUUUGGGAAAAUGGCAUCCUCGAUGAUUUGGAGCCGCCGUCGCGACGACGAUUGGAGACGAGGACGAUUCAGACGACGAGGACCACGGCGUGAUGUUUUUACUAUUCUUCGGGCGAAGAAAGAGGAAGACUUCGUGAAGGAAAACGUGGACAACGCGGCGAAGGUUUUAGAUUCCAUCAUAAAAGAAACCGUGGAACAGAUAUUCGUGGACGAAGUUUCCGAGGAAGUGUUUGAGGAGGUGGACGAAUUGAGCAACGACGACGAAUCCGAAUCGGCUUCGAAAUCGUUCGAGAGAGAAAAAAGACGAAGGAAAGAGAUGGAAAAAGAACAAAUGCGCGUGAGGAUAUUAAAAUCGGUGGUGAAAUCAAAGUUUAACGAGUUAGAUGGGACGUUUUUAUCCGUGCUAGGGGCGUAUAUUAAGCAAGCGGAGAUGAAAGACGACAUGCCGUUGCUCUCGCUUUUGCAAGCGAUUAAGGAGGAGACGUUGCAAGCGGUCACGGUUGAGAUGCAACCGGAGAUGCAGGUGGUACAAUUAGUCGCGCGGUUAAUGCGAGCGGAAGAUAGAGCGGAGGUUUUAAAGAUUGCGCAUAAAGGCGGUGGACGUGCGAAGUGCUUGAAAGUGUACGAUGGGGUAGUCGAAGAUCCCACCGCAGAAGAAGAAGAAGGAAAGGACAAAGAGGACGAAACGUCGCGAGAAGAUUACGUACCAAAAGCGGACAUCGACGAAGUCGAAAGAGCGGCGGCACAGUUGUGCGACGAGAUGGAGUUGAGAGAAGUUGUGCCGUCGUGGGAUUUGUUGUACCAAAUUAUUCUGGCGAGAGAAUCCGCGAGACAAAUGUCUCCCAAAUCGGACAAGUUGGGCGUGUACUCCGAGAUUGUCGUUUCGGGAGCGUUUGCGCCUUCAGAGUUGCCGAAAGCCGAGGCGGCAUUGAUUCGGAAACUCGUACAAACCGACGAUGCGAAUAAACGACGAGAGAUGUUGUUCGAAGCCAUGGAAUCCGCGCGGAUUGAAAACGAGAAAGCAUCCGAAGAAGCGAGGAAACAACACGAGGAAGGGAAAAUUAAACUCACGAAAACCACUCGCGGAUUUAACGAAAGAGAAGAAGAAAUCACCGACGAAGAGUUGAUGCUAAAAGAUUUAAGGCCGGGGAGAAUGAUUGAUUGUUUGAUCAAUUUACGGUGUUCACUUUUAGACGACGAGAGGGUGAAGGAGAGAGGCGAACAGGCAGUCGUUGCGGAGAGAAUGGCGGUUAUGUAUUUCGAAGUGUGCGAUCUCGUGUUGAAAAACGCCAACGGCGGCAUUCUCCCAACGAAUAGAAGUAGUAGUAAAAACAAUAGCAGCGCCUCAGGAGGGGGAGCCGCGGGUGCGAGAUAG